UAAAGGUAUGUUACGAGGAAAAUUUGGCCCAACUGUCACUAGCCAAGGCAAGAGGCGCGCCUGGGACACAAUAUCCCAAACAAUCAAUGCCUCUUUUCCACUGGUGGUGCGGACAGGCGACGAUUGUGAGAAAAGGUGGUAUGUGCUGCAGUCCAAGGCAAAAGAUGAGAUUGCAGCACACAAGCGGGAAUCCUCACUCACAGGGGGUGGACCACCUGCAAAGUGGCUGUCCCAGGUGGCCGACACUGUCUUUCAAGUCCUGGGACACUCUGAGGUCAGUGUCACCGGGCUGCCAACAGGCAUUGACACGUCAAUGAUGCAGGCCCUUGAAAUGCAGCAAAGCAUGGAGCCAUCACAAGAACCGGGCCCAUCAAGUUUGCCGACAAGAUUGCCGCCUGAACCAUCUGCAGCUGCUACUCAGGAUAGCCCGGCGGAUCAAACACCAUUCCCAUCCGAAGCACCUGCUCCGUCAGCAUCCCUGCAGGAGAGAAGAUUGCAACUCACAAUUGAUGUGUUUGAACAACAAAAAAAAGUCCUUUCCCUUCAGGAGGAGUACUACCGCCUUAAAAUUGAACACCUAAAAAAUAAACCAUUUACAGAUUGUGUUCUGUGUCUUGCAUUUAACAAUUGCAGGUGAUGUGCAGUAAAACUGUGGUAGUUCUUAAUACCAUCACAAGUUCUCAAAUGACAUGGGGCUACA
Messenger RNA from Megalobrama amblycephala (Wuchang bream), 700 nucleotides. RefSeq lists its product as uncharacterized. Gene Ontology annotation, cellular component: nucleus. The transcript has 3 exons. Bases 8 to 637 code for a protein of 209 amino acids. Lineage: Eukaryota; Metazoa; Chordata; Actinopteri; Cypriniformes; Xenocyprididae. The record is from RefSeq and is a predicted model, not a curated record.